AUGAAAAAGAUGGAUAUGAAAGUUAGUGUAGAGAGGCUGAAAGCGUCAUGUAAAAUUAUCAUUAAUAACUUAAAACACCAGAAUAAAUAUUUAAUUUUUGUUAAAAAAGGUAAAUUAAUAAAUAUCAAAAAAAAGGAUAAUGAAGAAAAGCAUAGAAGAGAUCAUAUUUUUCAGAAUAAUUCAGGAUAUUAUAAAAAUAAUGCUCAUAUUAAUAGUAGUAUUAAUUUUUCUUUCUUUUUUUUGAACUCAUUUAUUCAUGAUAUAAAGGAACAUAAUAAAUUAUAUUUAUUGAAUAAAAGAUAUUUAAGUAGUAAUAUAUUUUAUACACAAAGGGUUAAAGAAUAUGAAGGUGCAAAUAAUAAACGCAUUGGUUUUGAACAUAUUAUAAGAAUUUUGAAAUCUUUAACAAAUGUAAAAUAUAAUAAUAAGGUGAAUUAUAGCCUAGAAAAAAAAUUGAUAUUGUUAUUACCACAUAUAUAUGAAGAAUGUAGAAUGAAUUAUGUACACAUGUCAUGUAUUUUAUAUAAUUUUCAUAAAUUAAAAAAUAAGAUUUCAAAUGAAUAUAAAAAAGGAAUUUACAACGAAUUUAACAAGAUAUUUGUACAUCAUAUAAAUCAAUUUAGUUUAAAAGAAUUAAUUAUUAUAUUAAAAUGCUUACUAGAAGAAAAAUAUGUACAAAAUGAUAAAAUUAUACAUUUUUGUAUUUUUAAAUUCAUCUAUUAUAUGUGUAUGGAUAUAUUAUAUAACAAUAGAAAUGAGAACUUUUCUUUAAAUUUUCUAAAAAUUUUAACAAAUGAUCCUUUCAAAGAAUAUAUCAAAACGUUUUUUGUCUUAAAUAUUAAUAAAAUAAAUAUAAAUGAUGAUAUAAAUUGGUUUUAUAAUUUUUUAUGUAAUAAUAGUUUAAAUACAGAUCAUAAUAAAAAUAUUUCUGAUAUUGUAGACAAAAUAUGUACUUCGAAAUAUAUAAAUACAUUUUUUACCUUGCACGAUGUAGCUACCUUUUUAAAUUUACUUAAAACAUAUAAUAAUAUAAAAGGUUUACAAUUAUAUACGUUUUUAUCACACAUAUAUAUAUCCUUUAAUUAUAUAAAUAUAGUUCAACCUUUUUAUGAACAUAUAGAAGAAAAUUUUUUGUCUUAUGAACGUGGUGAGAAAUUACACUUUUCAAAAAAAGGAUAUAUGAAAAGUGAUAUAGUAGAUAGGAAUAAAUAUAUAGAUGAAACAAAUUCAGAUGAUUUAGAAAAAAAAAAUAAAAUGUUGAUAGAAAAUAUCUCAAAAAAAAUGAUUAGUACAAAAAAAGAUAUAAUUUACAACGUAAUUCAUUGUAAUGAUAAUAAAGAUAAUACAAAUAAUAUAUGCAAAAUUAGUAUGAGAGAAAAUGUGCAUAGCUUAUCUGUUAUUAUAUAUUUAAGUAUUAAGAAUAAAUUGAAUAAUAAAUUUUUAUACAUCCUAGGGAAUUAUUUAUUAUUGGAACGUAUAGAAUAUAUAAAUUUAAUGGAUAUAUGUAACAUAUUUGAUUUACUUAUAUAUAAUAAUGAUAUUUUUAAUAAUAAUAAUAUUUUGUGUCAAGAUAAAUAUCAUCUAAUUUUUAAAAGAAUAAAAAAUUUAAUUAUUAAAGAAAAGUCUUACAAGUCAUAUGCCAUAUGCUGUAUAUCUAUAACGAGAGCGAAAAAUGAAUUAUCUACACAUUUCAAUAAUCAUGUUAUUAAUAUAUAUAAAAUAAUUUUGAAAAAAAUAAAUUAUCAAAAAAUAUAUAAAAGGGAGAAUAUUGUUAUAUUUGUUAAUAUUGCAAAUUUUAUGAAAGACCAGAAAAUAAGUGCUUUGUUUUAUUUUUAUUAUUUAAAAAAAUUUUCAUAUAAUUUUUUAAAAACGUUAAUUAAUAAUAAUGAAAUUAAUAAUAAUAGGACAUGUCAAGAUAUAUUCAUAAAUAUAAUCGAUUUGUAUGAUAUUCUUAAAACAUUUACUAAUAUAUUGAAAAUAUAUGAAAAGAAUAAUUAUUUUGAUGUUAUCAAAAAUAACGAUAUAACACAAUCUUUAAAUUUAUGCAUGGAAUACAUACUACAAUUCUUAGAAAACAUAUGUUUUAAUAAAAUUUUAAAAAAUGACGAUAACUAUAAUGUCAAUAAGUUAAAAAUAUUAAAUCAAAUUUGUUUCCAUGUAAAUUCAUUCUUUGUCUUAUUUAAGAAAAUUGAAGAAUCCAAUAAAAUACAUAAAUCAACAAAAGUAUAUUAUUUUAAUAUCCUAAAGAAUUUUAAAAAGGAUAUUUUAAAUUAUCAUAAAAAAGAUCUGUUUACUAUCAUAUAUGAUAAGAACAGGAAUAUAAAUCAUAAUAUUGAUAAAAUUGAAAAAAUAUAUAAUAAUAAUAUUAAUAAUAAGACGAUGAAGAAGAAAAAUGUUUUAAAUAUUUUCAAUUUUUUAUUUACCUUUAAUGGAUAUAAUAAUAACACAAAGUUGUUAUGA
Plasmodium falciparum 3D7 is the source of this 2460-nucleotide messenger RNA. RefSeq lists its product as uncharacterized. NCBI's taxonomy places the organism in Eukaryota, Apicomplexa, Aconoidasida, Haemosporida, Plasmodiidae. The record is from RefSeq and is a predicted model, not a curated record.